This is a messenger RNA of Pongo pygmaeus (Bornean orangutan), 4296 nucleotides long. It is a transcript of the gene TLR1, whose product is annotated as toll like receptor 1. Bases 334 to 2694 code for a protein of 786 amino acids. The transcript is spliced from 5 exons. NCBI's taxonomy places the organism in Eukaryota, Metazoa, Chordata, Mammalia, Primates, Hominidae. The record is from RefSeq and is a predicted model, not a curated record. Gene Ontology annotation, biological process: toll-like receptor signaling pathway; inflammatory response; cellular response to triacyl bacterial lipopeptide. Gene Ontology annotation, molecular function: Toll-like receptor 2 binding; lipopeptide binding; transmembrane signaling receptor activity. Gene Ontology annotation, cellular component: plasma membrane; Toll-like receptor 1-Toll-like receptor 2 protein complex.
UUCUGAAAAAGAGAUCUUGUGGAUGGGUGAAAAGGCAAGAGGAAAAACAAAGCAGCCGAAACACACCCAGACGCACACUUCUGCCAAGCAUAGCCACCAUGUGAAAUAAAUCUUAAAGGAAGUGCUUGAAUUUCUUACAGACUGCCAAACGGAACAGACAAGCAGGUUGUCUUGGGUCUUCAUGAACACUAAUGGGGGUACCAGGCCCUCUUCCUCAUUAGAAGAAAUCAGGAUAACAAAGGCAUAUUGGGCACCUCUACAAAAGGAAUCUGUGUCUGUAUCAAGAUGAUCUGAAGAACAGCUUCUACUUUUAGGAAUGUCUAGUGUUCCAAAAUGACUAGCAUCUUCCAUUUUGCCAUUAUCUUCAUGCUAAUACUUCAGAUCAGAAUACAAUUAUCUGAAGAAAGUGAAUUUUUAGUUGAUAGGUCAAAAAACGGUCUCACCCAUGUUCCUAAAGACCUAUCCCAGAAAACAACAGUCUUAAAUAUAUCUCAAAAUUAUAUAUCUGAGCUUUGGACUUCUGACAUCUUAUCACUGUCAAAGCUGAAGAUUUUGAUAAUUUCUCAUAAUAGAAUCCGGUAUCUUGAUAUCAGUGUUUUCAAAUUCAACCAGGAAUUGGAAUACUUGGAUUUGUCCCACAACAAGUUGGCGAAGAUUUCUUGCCACCCUACUGUGAACCUCAAGCACUUGGACCUGUCAUUUAAUGCGUUUGAUGCCCUGCCUAUAUGCAAAGAGUUUGGCAAUAUCUCUCAACUAAAAUUUCUGGGGUUGAGCACCACACACUUAGAAAAAUCUAGUGUGCUGCCAAUUGCUCAUUUGAAUAUCAGCAAGGUCUUGCUGGUCUUAGGAGAGGCUUAUGGGGAAAAAGAAGACCCUGAGGGCCUUCAAGACUUUAACACUGAGAGUCUGCACGUUGUGUUCCCCACAAACAAAGAAUUCCAUUUCAUUUUAGAUGUGUCAGUCAAGACUAUAGCAAAUCUGGAACUAUCUAAUAUCAAAUGUGUGCUAGAAGAUAACAAAUGUUCUUACUUCCUAAAUAUUCUGGCAAAACUUCAAACAAAUCCAAAGUUAUCAAGUCUUACCUUAAACAACAUUGAAACAACUUGGAAUUCUUUCAUUAGGAUCCUCCAGCUGGUUUGGCAUACAACCGUAUGGUAUUUCUCAAUUUCAAACGUGAAGCUACAGGGUCAGCUGGACUUCAGAGAUUUUAAUUAUUCUGGCACUUCCUUGAAGGCCUUGUCUAUACACCAAGUUAUCAGCGAUGUGUUCAGUUUUCCACAAGGGGCUAUCUACAAAAUCUUUUCGAAUAUGAACAUCAAAAAUUUCACAGUGUCUGGUACACGCAUGGUCCACAUGCUUUGCCCAUCCAAAAUUAGCCCGUUCCUGCAUUUGGAUUUUUCCAAUAAUCUCUUAACAGACACAGUUUUUGAAAAUUGUGGGCACCUUACUGAGUUGGUGACACUUAUUUUACAAAUGAAUCAAUUAAAAGAACUUUCAAAAAUAGCUGAAAUGACUACACAGAUGAAGUCUCUGCAACAAUUGGAUAUUAGCCAGAAUUCUGUAAGCUAUGAUGAAAAGAAAGGAGAUUGUUCUUGGACUAAAAGUUUAUUAAGUUUAAAUAUGUCUUCAAAUAUACUUACUGACACUAUUUUCAGAUGUUUACCUCCCAGGAUCAAGGUACUUGAUCUUCACAGCAAUAAAAUAAACAGCAUUCCUAAACAAGUCGUAAAACUGGAAGCUUUGCAAGAACUCAAUGUUGCUUUCAAUUCUUUAACCGACCUUCCUGGAUGUGGCAGCUUUAGCAGCCUUUCUGUAUUGAUCAUUGAUCACAAUUCAGUUUCCCACCCAUCAGCUGAUUUCUUCCAGAGCUGCCAGAAGAUGAGGUCAAUAAAAGCAGGGAACAAUCCAUUCCAAUGUACCUGUGAGCUAAGAGAAUUUGUCAAAAAUAUAGACCAAGUAUCAAGUGAAGUGGUAGAGGGCUGGCCUGAUACUUAUAAGUGUGACUACCCAGAAAGUUAUAGAGGAACCCUACUAAAGGAUUUUCACUUGCCUGAAUUAUUCUGCAACAUAACUCUGCUGAUCAUCACCAUCGUUGCCACCAUGCUGGUGUUGGCUGUGACUGUGACCUCCCUCUGCAUCUACUUGGAUCUGCCCUGGUAUCUCAGGAUGGUGUGCCAGUGGACCCAGACCCGGCGCAGGGCCAGGAACAUACCCUUAGAAGAACUCCAAAGAAAUCUCCAGUUUCAUGCAUUUAUUUCAUAUAGUGGGCACGAUUCUUUCUGGGUGAAGAAUGAAUUAUUACCAAACCUAGAGAAAGAAGGUAUGCAGAUUUGCCUUCAUGAGAGAAACUUUGUUCCUGGCAAGAGCAUUGUGGAAAAUAUCAUCAGCUGCAUUGAGAAGAGUUACAAGUCCAUCUUUGUUUUGUCUCCCAACUUUGUCCAGAGUGAGUGGUGCCAUUAUGAACUCUACUUUGCCCAUCACAAUCUCUUUCAUGAAGGAUCUAAUAACCUAAUCCUGAUCUUGCUGGAACCCAUUCCACAGUACUCCAUUCCUAGCAGUUAUCACAAGCUCAAAAGUCUCAUGGCCAGGAGGACUUAUUUGGAAUGGCCCAAGGAAAAGAGCAAACGUGGGCUUUUUUGGGCUAACCUAAGGGCAGCCAUUAAUAUUAAGCUGACAGAGCAAGCAAAGAAAUAGAUUACACAUCAAGCGAAAAAUAUUCCUCCUGUUGAUGUUGCUGCUUUUGGAAGUUCCAACAAUGACUUUAUUUUGCAUCAACAUAAAUGUAAACACAAUUGUGAGUGUAUGAUAUAGGUAAAAAUAUAUACUUUCAGGCCCCAGUUCACCAUUUAUAUGUGGUAUUAAAAAUUAAUGAAAUGAUAUAACUUUGAUUUAAACAGUUCUGACACAUAAGGGAUCUACUUGUUUCUUUGCUAUAACUGAGUUCUGAAUUUGUCAUGAAGUCAAGGGAAGCACCUGUUUUUCUUCAGUGAUGUGUGUUCUAGUGUAUCAUGGUCAAUAUUGGAAAACGCCAUGACUUUUAUGAGUAUAGCUGGGUUUGUAUAGCAGAUUUCUACAGCUUUUGAUGCUUUCCUCAUUUCCAUGGUGCAUUCAACUCAACUUAUUGAUGGCUGAUAAUUGAUAAUGCUGGAGACACUAUGCCUGAAGGUUCCCCCCCAACCCCCCACCAUCAUGCCCACACAAAGAGUAGUUCAGAAGUGCUGGAAAUUGUCCUUGGAAACAGCCCUCAACCAAUGUCAGAAAGAGCUGGUGGAUAAAUACCCCAACUUUCUCACUCAUUUUUUGAGAUAAAUCUGGGGUAUACUUUGCAUUCUCCCUGAGUUCCCCAGCAGGAUAAAAUUCUGGUUGUCCACAGUAGAAAUGGCUUGAUUAAGUAUUCUCGAUUGGCUUCCUUCCCAUUUUUUUCUCACUUACUUAUUCCUCUAUGUGUAUUCCAUGGGAUCACCUCUGUGAUAAACUACUUGCCACUGAAUAUUUGUCUCAGAGGCUGCUUAUGAGGGAGCCCAGACCAAGAAGGUGUUCCACCGCACUCCAGAUGGAAAUUCUGAGUCUGGUUUUCCAUGGCUGGAGAUCUCGCUGAGAUUCUGGUUGUAUGAACUAACAUGCACUAGAGCCUUUGCUCUUUUGAUUAGCAGGAAGAAUAUAGUUGAUAUACAGUGCUUCUAUAUAUAGCAUCUGUCUCUUUGGGGAACUAUUAAAGUAGAGCAUGAGCAGAUGGGGCAGUCUAAGGAAUGGAUAUAUCUGAUGCUUUUCAUACCCAUCAAACAUCCUGUCAGUCUACCUUUUUACUCCAGCAGCCAGCUCUGGGCAGGUGUAGUCUUGACAAGAACCUUAUCAUAACUACACCAUGUAUCUUUCGCUUUAUGCCCCGUGACUUCACUGAUACCACCGCAUGGGAUGCUUGUAGAAGCCUGUUCAACCAUUCUGAUACAUGCACAAACCUGGAAGCAUGAGGGAUAUCACUACGGGAUGGGAGGCGUUAUAUACAUGCUCCUUUCUUCUAUUCUUGGGUUAAAAAAUGAGGUAUAAUCGAUACCUUUUCUCAAACAAUCCCCAGUGGCAUUGAGGUUUACUUACCCACAGGGUAACCAGCUCAGUAACUUGCUUUUGCAUUGACUUUCCAUUCUUCCUUGGUCACUCUUCUCAUUCGCAUCACUCUUGAGCCCUGAGAUCGCUGCUCCAAACAAGCAACCUUCCCUUAACUCAAGGAGUCUAGAAAAAAUAAAUAAAAUAAAAAGCAACAAAAAACAAAAAGCCUACAAAUGACCAGCACGCAAA